UGUUUGCCCCUGGUCCCUAUGAAUGUUGAUGCGAGUUUGAUUACUGCGCUCGUAGAGCGUUGGCGACCCGUGACGUCAACCUUCCAUUUACCGUUUGGUGAGGUCACGAUCACGUUAGAGGAUGUUGUGACACUGUCCGGUCUGGCGAUCGAUGGUGAUGUCGUCGUAGUUGACAUACCGGAUGAGGAGUGGCCGGCGAUCUGUUUGAGACUAUUAGGACGGGUUCCAGAUGAUCUUUCAGGCGGUGUCGUUAGGAUUGUUUGGUUGAGGGAUGAAUUCAGUCAUCUGCCGGAAAAUGCAUCCCAGGAGGUUACAGAGCAGUUUGCACGAGCUUAUGCUCUAUCUCUAAUGGGAGGUGUAUUGUUCCCGGAUCGGUCUGGAGCACCGGUGCACCUACAGUACCUACUUCUGAUUGAGGACUGGCAGAGAGCUGGACGGUUCGCCUGGGGAGCAGCUGUUUUAUCCUACCUGUACCGUGAGAUGGAGACGAGGGCGCAGAUUGCCGAGGAAGCAUCCCCACGUGGCCUUCGAUGGCUACCGGCCAACACUCGUCAGUAUGGUGACCAGCUAUUCCAGUACACGGUGUGGUUUGACGAGAUGGAAACCAUGGUGUGGCAACCUUAUGUUAAGAGAGCACAUCAUCUCAGAGGUAGUGUGAUACAGUCUGAGACAUUUCGAGCAGUAGUGCCACUAAUCUGCUUUUUUGCGGUGAUGUGGCACCAUCCAGACCGCGUGCUCCGGCAGUUUGGCAUGAGGUAAGGUGAGUCUCAUCAGCCACAUCCUGAGGCUGAGGCUAGGUUUUUCCUUCGUCAGACUACUCGUGGGCCAUCACGUGGGCAGCAGUUGGUACACGCCUCUAGAGAGUCGCUUACUUUUUGGAACCGUCGACAUGAGUUCAUAGUGACGACUCCAUACAAUGAUGAGGUUUUAGCCUACCACUCGGAGCAUAUAGAGUGGUAUCGAGAUGUCACCAGACGUUUAGGCACACUGAGAGGAGCUGUAAUGGAGGCAUUGUUUAGUUAUUUAUUGUUUAAUAUAUUUUUUUGUAUUUGUCUUGAAUUUCUUAACUUUGUGAAAUCACUGACAUUUAAUUUUAAAUUUCAGUACGACACUUUUGAGCAUGCUGAGCUGAGUUUACGUGAUGGAGUACGGACUGGAGGGAUGUCCACCGACCA
Molecule: messenger RNA, 1175 nt
Organism: Linum tenue
Lineage: Eukaryota; Viridiplantae; Streptophyta; Magnoliopsida; Malpighiales; Linaceae
Source: the annotation of a GenBank genome assembly